AUGAACGUUAUCCGUUCGAAACUAAACGAUAUCCGGGACCGUUUGGCCCCUAUCUCACACGUCUCUACCUUCAGAAGUACCGGCCAAGUGACGCCUGAAGAGUUCGUGCGCGCUGGAGAUUACCUCGUCUACAAGUUCCCUACCUGGUCAUGGUCCGCUGCGUCCUCUCCGUCAAAACGAGUCGCAUACCUGCCGGAGGGGAAGCAGUUCCUGGUCACCCGCGGGGUACCAUGUAACCGCCGACUGGACGAGAACUUCGCGGGCAAGGCGGCAGAUAUCAUAAUACAGGGUGAACUGGGAAACCCGUCUGGUGCGGGCGCAGAUGGUGAUGAUGACGGGUGGUUGAAUACAGGUGGCGAUGAGGGGGCGGGCGAGACGCAUGCUAAGGACGUUAGAACGGUGGAUGAGUCGGGCAAUGUAGCUGAGAAGGAAGAAGAAGACGAAGAGAUUCCUGACAUGGAUGAUGAAGAGGACGAUGAGGAAGCUAUUAUUCGAGAGCCGGCGCAGAAAGAUGGGAAGAAUGCCCCCCUACGAACAUACUCGCUCUACAUUACCUAUACCCCAUACUACAAGACUCCUCGCCUCUACCUAUCCGGUUACGUUGCCGUAUCAGAACCACUGCCUCCCCACCUUAUGAUGGAGGAUAUAGUUGGCGACUACAAGGACAAGACAGUCACGCUGGAAGACUUCCCCUUUUUCGAGGGAGGUGUGAAGAUGGCUAGCGUCCACCCUUGCAAACACGCAAGCGUGAUGAAAGUGCUUCUCGAUCGUGCAGACGCUGCGCUGAAAAUCCGUCGCGAGAAACAGUCCAAGCGUUCCAAGGAUGGUAAGGACAAGGUUGAGGCUGGCCUGGAGGGUCUGGUGGAUGAAACGGAGAAGUUGAAGGUAUCUGGUGACGAUAAGCCUAAGGGCAGCAGUAGCAGUGCGGGCGACGAGUGGGAAGUGUUGGAACAUGAAGGGGAUGAUGAGGAAGAUCAAGAGGUUGCGAUUCGGGUCGACCAGUACCUGGUUGUGUUCCUCAAAUUCAUUGCCAGCGUCACACCGGGCAUCGAGCAUGAUUUCACCAUGGGAGUCUAG
Molecule: messenger RNA, 1077 nt
Organism: Nannizzia gypsea CBS 118893
Lineage: Eukaryota; Fungi; Ascomycota; Eurotiomycetes; Onygenales; Arthrodermataceae
Product: autophagy-like protein 3
Exons: 2
Coding region: 1-1077 (358 amino acids)
Biological process (GO): autophagosome assembly; nucleophagy; autophagy of mitochondrion
Cellular component (GO): cytosol; cytoplasmic ubiquitin ligase complex
Molecular function (GO): Atg8-family ligase activity
Source: RefSeq, a predicted model, not a curated record